This is a messenger RNA of Lodderomyces margitis, 1428 nucleotides long. RefSeq lists its product as uncharacterized. The transcript has a single exon. Gene Ontology annotation, biological process: xenobiotic detoxification by transmembrane export across the plasma membrane. Gene Ontology annotation, cellular component: membrane. Lineage: Eukaryota; Fungi; Ascomycota; Pichiomycetes; Serinales; Debaryomycetaceae. Gene Ontology annotation, molecular function: xenobiotic transmembrane transporter activity; antiporter activity. Bases 1 to 1428 code for a protein of 475 amino acids. The record is from RefSeq and is a predicted model, not a curated record.
AUGCAUUCGGAAGAAUCAUUAUUAAACGGUGGGUUUGAAACCUAUAGCUCCAUAGAUGCAAUAGACGACAGCAAAACACACACAUACCUUAGUGAGCUAAACCAUUUACUUCGGGGAUCUGCACCUCUUGCGGUCACAUUUGUCCUACAGUACUUCACUUCAUUAACAUCGACUAUUUCGGCAGGAAAACUUGGUGCUGCGGAAUUGGCUGCAUGCUCCUUAGCUGUUUCCACCUUUAAUGUCACUGGGUUGGCCGUAUUUCAGGGCAUAGUAACAAGUUUGGACACACUCUGUUCUCAAUCCUAUGGGUCGGGCAAUAUUCAUGGAGUAGGUUUGUAUUUUCAAAGAUGCACUUUAAUCAUGUUUUCGGUGAUGAUUCCGUUAACUGUCUUUUGGUGCAAUUCGGGAUUUGUGUUGGGAUAUUUCAUUGACGACCCGAGUUUGGUGAGCAUGUCACAGACAUUUCUCAGAUGGCAUACCAUUGGCAUCCCUGGGCUAAUCUUUUUCGAAUCCGGAAAACGUUUCUUGCAAGCCCAGCACAUAUUUCACGCUGGUACAUAUGUUUUGGCUUUAGCGGUGCCAUUGAACCUCCUACUAAACUGGAUCCUUGUUUGGAACAAAGGUACGAGCGUAGGCUUUGUUGGUAUACCCAUUGCUAUCGCCAUAACAUAUUGGAGCAUUUCUUUGUUGAUCCUUGCGUAUGUCGUUUUCAUUGAUGGUAUGAAAUGCUGGGGCGGGCUCAGCAAACAAGCUUUAGUCAACUGGCUGGCCAUGCUCAGACUAGCAGUUCCAGGGGUUGUCAUGGUAAUUGCUGAAUUUGUUGCAUUCGAGAUUUCCAUUUUUUUGGCAGCAAAGUUUGGUACCGAGGCCAUUGCCGCGCAGUCAAUUGCUUCCAACUUGGCAGCUUUCUUAUUCCAGAUACCGUUUGCCUACUCCGUCGUUAUAAGCACAAGAAUAGGACACUACAUUGGAAUGGGUAACAUCGCAGGAGCCAAGCUUGACUGUCAAAUAUUCUUCACUUCUGCGCCAUUUGUUGGAGUUGCCAACUUUUGCAUUUUCUAUUUUGGAAGAUUUGCUUUGGCUAAGCUUUUUACUACUGAUGAACAAAUCUUGCGAAUUGCCGCUGGAUUAAAUGUUUUAGCAGGUAUUAAUCAAUUGGCAGAUGCUUUCAAUGUGUUGGGUACUGGCGUUUUGAGGGGUCAAGGACGGCAGACAAUAGGAUCCAUACUAAAUUCAAUAGCGUUCUACUUGAUCGCAAUUCCUUUGGGAUAUGUCUUGGCUUUUGACUUGCACUUUGGAUUGAGUGGACUUUGGUAUGGGUUGAUUUUGGGUGUUGUAUUUCUAGCUGCAGGACAGUGUGUUGCAAUCUAUGUAAGCGAUUGGAGCUCGAUAGUUGUUGUGUCGCAAAAGAUGCACGAUGGAGCUUAA